GGACAAGGUGAAGAAGAAGAAGAAGAAGAAGAAGAAAAAGAAGAGGAGGAGGGAGAAAGGAAGAAAGAAAGAACGUGGAAUCGAAGUAUCAUUAUUUAUAGUCGAAAAUGACGCAACAAAGUGGCGCUGGGUCACCCCAGCAAUUCUGUCUAAGAUGGAACAAUUAUCAAACGAAUCUAACGAACGUGUUCGAUCAGCUGUUACAGAGCGAAAGCUUCGUCGACGUAACACUCGCCUGUGACGGGCAUAGCGUGAAAGCGCACAAGAUGGUACUUUCGGCUUGUAGCCCGUACUUCCAGGCACUGUUCUUCGAUAAUCCGUGCCAGCAUCCGAUCGUCAUAAUGAAGGACAUAAAGUGGCCGGAGUUAAAGGCCGCAGUAGAAUUCAUGUAUAAAGGUGAGAUCAAUGUCUCGCAGGAACAGAUCGGGCCGUUGUUGAAGGUAGCUGAAAGUUUGAAGAUACGUGGUUUGGCCGAUGUAAACAGCGAGCAAGAAUUAACGUCAAGGCCAAGUCUAGUGGAGGAAGCUACGAACGCGGCUGCACUUCACAGGAAAAAACGACGUCGAAUAUCCGGAGAAAGAUCGCCGACCGGCAACAGUCCCGAUCACACCGGCUCGGCUGGUAGCACAACAGGAGGAACGGGUAGUAUGAUCGAUGAUCAAGAACCAAGCGGUCCAACAAGCAUGGUCAUUCCCGAAGUUCACGCUCUGAUACCGAACAGCUCGACUCCGCGUUCUCUUGGCUCGCCAAGCACGCCGAGCGUCUCCGUGACGCCGCAGAUCAACCUUCAAGAAUUACCGGUCUCCUUGCCUCUACCACCACCCCCACCGCCGCCGCCGCAGGGACAACCGAGCUCGCACCCCAUGCCUGCUCACCACGUGCCCGGCCACGUGACUUCCGGACCGCACCCGUCCGUCAACCACCUAGCCGCCACCCACGGGCAACAGCUAGUCGCUCAACAGCAACAACAGCAGCAGCAUUUGCAGCAGGUACAGGCUAGUCAGCCUGGUGACGACCUCGAGAUCAAGCCUGGCAUCGCUGAGAUGAUUCGCGAGGAGGAAAGGGCCAAGUUGUUGGAAUCGUCCCACGCUUGGCUCGGUGCCUCCACCUCCAGUAUAGCAGACAGCUACCAGUAUCAGCUGCAGUCGAUGUGGCAGAAAUGUUGGAACACCAAUCAGAGUCUGGUCCACAAUCUACGCUUCCGUGAACGUGGCCCAUUGAAAUCCUGGAGACCGGAAACAAUGGCGGAAGCGAUCUUCAGUGUCCUUAAGGAAGGACUUUCAUUGAGUCAAGCAGCGAGAAAAUACGACAUCCCUUAUCCGACAUUCGUCCUCUAUGCGAAUAGAGUCCACAACAUGCUAGGUCCUAGCGCUGAUGGCGGGGCCGAUUUGCGGCCGAAAGGAAGAGGACGACCGCAAAGGAUUUUACUCGGCGUUUGGCCAGACGAACACAUUCGUGGUGUCAUUCGUGCAGUUGUCUUCAGAGACGGUCAUUCUCCACAUAUUGUUAAAGAGGAACCAGCAUCGAUGUAUCCGACUUUGGCGAAUUAUGCAGCUUGCAAUGGACCAGAAGGAGCCGUUAGUCCUGGUGCUGCUGCCGCUGCGGCGGUGGCUGCUGUUGCUCAAGGUCUAAGGCAUCAAAUGUGUAGCAUGGUAGCAGCAGCACACUCGCAACACGACAUGAUGGCGACGAAUCUAUCGACGAGCCUAUCGACGAGUCUCACGUCGAAUCUCCAAGCUGCGAUGCAAGCGAGUCAGCAUCACAACAACAAUAAUGCGAGCGGUAUCGGUAGUAACAAUGGAGCCGGAAUGAUCGGUUGUGGUGGUAACAACAAUACCGGUAAUUCACCAUUGAAUCUUGGCCUGGCGAGUCCAGGCUCUGGUGGACCACCUGAAAGUCCAAUGGAAAGUCCACUAGCGAGUCCUUUGGGCCCAUUGAUGGAUCCUGGACAUAUACCGGGUAGCGUAGAAGUUGGUAUCGGUGUCAGUGGUAUGACCUAUAAGCCAGCACGGAGCUUCGUCAGUCCACGACCGGAGAAUCUCUUUCAAGAGGAUAUAGCCGACCUCGUAAAGAGUCCGCACAGUCUCAAGGACAAGGACAAGAUCCCAGUGAAGUUGGAACCCCUUACCGACUCCCGUUGCGAAUAGUAAGCGACGAUUUACGACUCUCCGAGAGCGAGUGAGCAAGCAAGUAGAGCGAGUGUAAAAAAGAGAGAGAUAGAGAUAGAGAUGAGAAAGUGGAAGAGAGUGAGAGAAGAAGGAGAAGAAGAAGAAGAAGAAGAGAGCGAGAGAAAGAGAGUAAGCUUUUUCUGUCCGUCGAGACGCGAAAGAUAGAUAGAUAGAUAGAUAGAUAGAUAGAUAGAUAGAGAAAGAGAGUGAGAGCGAGAGAGAUAAGAGUGAGUGAGAGUGAGAGAGAGAAAUAUAUAUAGAGAUAGAAAGUGACGACGAUUUUCCGUUCGACGGACCACAAGACGCUCUCUCUCGUCUUUCAGUACUCCGGGAUUUCUCGAAGAACACUUUGAGGUUCAAAUAGGAGAAGAAGAAGAAGAAGAUGAGGAAGGAGAAGGAGGAGAAGAAGAAGACGAGAAAAGAGAAGUAUAAAGGAGCGAUCUUCUCGAAAAAGAAAGAAGAAGAGAG
Molecule: messenger RNA, 2636 nt
Organism: Vespula pensylvanica (western yellowjacket)
Lineage: Eukaryota; Metazoa; Arthropoda; Insecta; Hymenoptera; Vespidae
Product: protein bric-a-brac 1-like
Exons: 6
Coding region: 108-2147 (679 amino acids)
Biological process (GO): regulation of transcription by RNA polymerase II
Cellular component (GO): nucleus
Molecular function (GO): protein binding; DNA binding
Source: RefSeq, a predicted model, not a curated record